This is a messenger RNA of Boeremia exigua, 1580 nucleotides long. RefSeq names its product glycosyl hydrolase family 76-domain-containing protein. Bases 157 to 1512 code for a protein of 451 amino acids. The record is from RefSeq and is a predicted model, not a curated record. The transcript has 2 exons. NCBI's taxonomy places the organism in Eukaryota, Fungi, Ascomycota, Dothideomycetes, Pleosporales, Didymellaceae. Gene Ontology annotation, biological process: carbohydrate metabolic process.
GUCGCGCCACAAGUUCAUCCACAAGAUCGUCGAGGUUCCUUUCCUCUCACACUCAUUUCUGAGCGGUACUGAGCUGUCCUAUAUCCAUAAUACUCAUAACCGUUCAUUGUCAAUCGCUAUUUGUAUCGAGGAAGGAUUUACCUCGCCAGCAUCAUCAUGUAUACUUCCAUUCUUUUACAAUCGCUGCUUUUCAGUGUACCCUUCAUUCCUAACACGGCUGCACAAAGUCUCUACGACUCCGUCACUGAUCCGACAAAACGGGCAGAAUUUGCCCUCUCGACGCUACAAAUUUGGUACGAUGCCGGAACGGGCCUUUGGGACACAACAGGGUGGUGGAAUAGUGCCAACGUUAUGACGAUGAUCGCAAAUCUCGCAAAAAACGACCCGAACAACGCACAGCUGCAGAACCUUGCGACAAGAGUAUUCGCAAACACGCUGCUGCAAGCGCCCGCCAAGAACCCACAGCCAGGUGUUGAGAACGAGGCGAACAGGAGAAGAGACGUUGACCCUGGGAAUGGCACUUUCGUACUGUUCAAUGAGACCGGUACGGAAUCAGGGUACUUCAAAAGCCUUAACCCAGGGGGCAAUCACGAGCCAAUUACGACAUUCCCCCCCGAUUGGGACGCCGAUGAUGGUCAAUAUGUCGACAUACAAAGCUUGCCCAGCUUUGCAUCGGAAUCAAAGGAUGAGGCAACUCAAGUCGCCCUAGCCACGACACCAAACCCUGAAGACUGGCUCGAUGGCUUCUACGACGAUGAUCUGUGGUGGGCGUUGGCGUGGAUUGGUGCCUACGACGUCACACAGAAGAUCGAAUAUCUCCAACUGGCGGAGGGCAUAUUCGGUCAAGUCACCAAAGCUUGGCCGACGCGCUGCGGCAAUGGCGGCAUCUUCUGGAGCUGGAAGAAGGAUUACAUGAAUGCCAUCGCCAAUGAGCUGUUUUUGUCAACAGCAGCACAUCUGGCGAACCGUGCUGAGAAUAAGGAUACCUAUGUCGAAUGGGCGGAAUUGACGCUCACUUGGUUCUUGAAUAGCGGGAUGAUCAACGAGCAAGGCACCAUCAACGACGGAUUGACUGAAGGGUGCAAGAACAACGGUUAUAACACAUGGUCCUACAAUCAAGGCGUCAUUCUCGGUGGCUUAGUCGAGCUCAACAAGGCCACGCCUAACGACACCUACCUCCCCCUCGCCACCAAGAUAGCCAAAGCCGCCAUUGCCGAGCUCUCAGACGACAACGGCGUCAUCCAUGAUGGUUGCGAGCCCAAUUGCGGUGGUGAUGGUAACCAGUUCAAGGGUGUCUUCAUGCGCAAUUUGCAGCUUCUCCAUGAAGCGGCGCCAGACGAUGCGUUUGCGGAUUCGAUCCGGACGAAUGCCGAUAGUAUCUGGAAGAACAACAGGGACGAAGAGCAGGGAAACACGCUCAGUGUGGUAUGGUCUGGUCCGUUUGUUAGUCCGGCGAACGCGAGUACACAUUCGAGUGCAAUGGAUGCACUUGUUGCCGCUAUGACACUGUAAUGUUUGGAUAUGAGGCCAGGGAGGAGCUGGACAGGGCACGAAGUAACGAAUGCAUUAAAGCGGGCGUU